Spinacia oleracea (spinach) is the source of this 2079-nucleotide messenger RNA. RefSeq lists its product as uncharacterized. The record is from RefSeq and is a predicted model, not a curated record. NCBI's taxonomy places the organism in Eukaryota, Viridiplantae, Streptophyta, Magnoliopsida, Caryophyllales, Amaranthaceae. The transcript has a single exon. Bases 1 to 2079 code for a protein of 692 amino acids.
AUGGAUAAAAGUUGGAUCGAUCUACCCACUGGUCAUCAUGAAUAUAUCGACGGUUGUAUGGAAUUUAUUGAGUUUGCCAAGCAAGAUCUAGUCGAAGGAAAAAUUAGAUGUCCAUGUAAGAACUGUAAGGUAGAGAAAUGGUUCUCCGUAAAUGAAGUGGAGAGGCAUAUUUUGUUUAAGGGAUUUUAUAAGCCAUAUAAGGAUUGGAUUUUUCAUGGUAAAGGGGAUACGUUUCAGCGUAUGUUUGAGAGUGAUGGAGGGAUUACUAGUGAAGGAUCCCUUGAUAACCAAAGUGGGUUUGUAGGUCGAGAUAAUAUGGGAGGGCUAUUAAGAUCAGCAUUUAGUGUUAAUAUGCCUCCCAAUUGCCCAAAUUUAGAAGCACGAGAGGAUGAUGAAUGGAUUGAGGAGCCCUUGGCCUAUGACACAGAUGUAGAAUAUGAUUAUUCUACAAUAGAAGAAGAUGUGACAUAUAAGAAGUUGCUUGAAGCUUCUGAGGAGAAAUUGUACGAGGGGUGUAUCAAUUUUUCAAAGUUAUCUUUUCUGUUACACUUGUUUCACUUGAAGUGUAUGAAUCACUGGUCCAUAGAAUCUUUCAAUAUGUUGUUGAAGCUAAUUCUAGAUGCAUUUCCUCAAAUACUUGAUUUUCCCUCUUCUUAUUAUUACAGUAAGAAAAUGAUAAAAGACUUGGGCCUUGGGUAUGAAAAGAUUGAUGCUUGUCCGAAUAAUUGCAUGUUGUAUUGGGGUGAAUUUUUAAAGAAAGACAAGUGUCGUGUUUGUGGUACAUCGAGGUGGAAGAAAACUAAGGAUAGGGGCAACGUUGUAAGUGAUCAAGGUACGGAUACUUGUAAGAAAGGUGUGCCAACUAAGGUAAUGCGAUAUUUCCCUCUUAUACCGAGACUAAAAAGAAUCUACAUGUCAUCAUCAACAGCAGAAGAUAUGAGAUGGCAUGAUACAGAGCGAUUGGGUGAAGAUGAUAAGAAGAUUUUAAGGCAUCCUUCAGAUGGCUUAGCAUGGAAGGCAUUUGAUGAGCGUCACAGUGAUUUUGCAUUAGACCCUCGUAGUGUUCGAUUAGGUCUUGCGAGUGAUGGUUUUAAUCCUUACCGUUUAAUGAACACCACUUAUAGUACGUGGCCAGUGAUGUUGAUUCCUUAUAAUCUUCCACCAUGGUUAUGUAUGAAACCGUCUUCUUUCAUUCUGUCCACGCUUAUUCCUGGAAAAUCAGGUCCCGGAAAUGAUAUUGACGUGUAUCUGCAGCCAUUAGUGCAUGAAUUGAAAUUGCUGUGGACAGGGGUUGAAGCUUUUGAUGCUUUUGCCGGAGAGAAAUUUAAUUUGCGUGCGGCUUUGCUUUGGACUAUUAAUGACUUUCCCGACUAUGCAAUGCUCUCUGGUUUGAGCACAAAAGGUUACAAUGCAUGUCCUAUAUGCUUAGAUUCCACGCCUUCUGAUAGAUUUGGGAGCAAGAUUUGCUAUUGUAGCUAUAGAAAAUGGUUACCUGCAGAUCACCCAUAUCGAUGUCAAGGUGACAAGUUUUGUGAGAAGUUUGGAACUAAUGAGUGGGGUAAAGCCCCAUCUCGUCCUAGCGGCACUGAUAUAUUGAGGCAGCAAGAAAAGGUGAAGCAUGUUUACGGAAAGUCGAAGGCACCACCGAAAAAGAGGCAAAGAGGACACGAUGAUGACGAUGAUGUCCAAGAUGAAAGUGACUUUGGUACCAAGAGAAGCAUAUUCUUUGAUUUGGUGUAUUGGGAGCAUAAUCUUCUAAGGCAUAAUUUAGAUGUGAUGCACAUUGAGAAAAACGUGUCUGAGAAUAUUUUAGGAACUCUUCUUAGCAUGGAUAAGAGUAGAGAUAGUAGGAAUGAUCGAGAAGCCCUUGAAGCAUGGAGAAUAAAGUCUCACCUUUGGCUGAGUACUAAUCCUAACGGAGGUGAAUGCAUGCCUCCGGCUUCCUAUUCUAUGUCUACGGAGGAGAAGGAGAGGUUCCUAAAUGUUUUGCAGAAAAUUAAAGUUCCUGAUGGAUAUGGAUCCAACCUUUCUAGUUGUGUGAAUAUGAAGCAAAGGAAGUUGAUUAACCUCAAAAGUUGA